This is a messenger RNA of Ictalurus punctatus (channel catfish), 1941 nucleotides long. RefSeq names its product D-dopachrome tautomerase (gene ddt). The record is from RefSeq and is a predicted model, not a curated record. The transcript has 3 exons. The coding region runs from base 78 to 434 and encodes 118 amino acids. Lineage: Eukaryota; Metazoa; Chordata; Actinopteri; Siluriformes; Ictaluridae. Gene Ontology annotation, molecular function: phenylpyruvate tautomerase activity.
GGCUUGCCUGCAGCUUGUGUUUAAGAGCCGUGUCCAGUGCGGAAUACAAACUCCUCUACUCUUUCGAACCGAACAAGAUGCCGUUUAUCGACUUAGAGACCAGUUUGCCCGCAAGUACAUUCUCUGAAGACUUCCUAAAAAAGCUAUGCUCCACUACAGCGGCUGUUCUGGGAAAACCAGAGGAUAGGAUGAAUGUGGUGGUGAAGCCUGAUCUGCCCAUGCUUAUUGCUGGUUCAUGUUCCCCGGCCGUGUCGCUCUUGGUCUCUGCCAUCUCUGUGACUGACACUGCAGAUAAGAACAAGGAGCACAGCGCCAAACUCUUCCAGUUUCUCACCCAGGAGCUGGGACUCAGCCAGGACCGCAUCGUGAUCAGGUUCUACCCGCUAGAGCCAUGGCAGGUGGGGAAGAAAAGCACAGUGAUGAGCUUCCUGUAGAGAAACACACCCUACGUCUACCAUCAUACUGGUGUCCUGUGUAAGGGAAAAUGUGUUUCCGCACAACGUGGGAGAAACACUUGAUUUUGAAAUUGAAAUUUGGAGGAUAGUACUGCACCCCCCCCCCCCCUUUAUUUUUUAAAAAGUUUUUUUUUAUUAUUUUUUUCUCUCUCUAAAUAUCCUCUUAAAGGUAUACUCUAGCAGUUGUACACUUUUUCAGCUGCAUGUGUGACAUUUAGUAUGUGCGAUUCCCACUAUUAAAACGUUCCUCAUGUUUAAUAAAUAGACAAAUAAACUUUAUUCAGAAACACCCUUUGAGUGGGAAUCCUGGGGUACCCGUCAAUAUCACUUUAUAACAUAGCCCUGUUGAAUUCUCGAGUCUGUAACACCAGGUCUAUAGUAAUCCGUUCGUUCUAACGGUAUCACUUCUAUAGUAACAACUAAUUCACAUGGACACGGCACACAAUCUAAGCUUUAAUAUAAAAGAUGCAUUUAUCAAAGGCGUAAAAAAAACAAAACCCUGAAUCCUUAAUACGGUGAAGCUUUCUGUAAAGGUACGUUUAUUUAAGGUUUAUGGAUGGAGUCUUCGAUGUCGGGGCGCUUUGUAAUGGUCAGUAAAUCUCCCACCGUGGGGGAAUCUUCAGGACAGAGGACUUUGUGCUUUCCAGUUUCUUGUUAACGCGACCAGAUGUGCUUUCUGUCUUAUCCAUUUCAAGUGAGAGAAAAAGAGGCUGCCGAGGGAACCAGUGUUUAUAGUUAUUAUGACGUAAUGACUUGUCUUGUGGAUAGUCCACAACAUUCAGUUGGCAUGUUGUUCAUGAAUCAAAUGUUAAAAAAACAAACAAACAACUAUUGCUGUGGUAAGAGAUAUGCUGUUAUAGGAAAAUUGAUAAAGUUGCAUAACCUGUCGUGUUUUACACCUUAUGUGUACACCUUAUUAACGGGAAAACAUUGAAAUAUUUUUUUGGGGGUAAUUAAACAUGCACACAGAUGUGGUAGAUGAGGUUAAAGAAAAGCUGGAAUAUAUUUAAGGUAAUUUAUCAACUCCAAAUUAUUAGCACAUAUAGCCCCAAGAAAUUCCUUGAGGUAAUAUAGCAGUGACGAACAAAGACUUAAAUGGAAACGAAUAGUGUAGUUAAUGUUUCAAAAUGGUAACCAUGUCAGUAGCUACUUUUUGUAAUUAGUUUUAAAUAGUUUGAAAUUUGGUCCUAAAUUCAUUUCACUUCUGUUCCAUUGUCUGGCUGAUCAUGUGAUAACUGGCUAUAACGUUUUUUUUCCGAGGAGAGAAACAAAGGGUUAAGAGAGUCAGUCUCAGAGAAAAGUAUUAGUCUAAAAAUGCUUUGCAUUUUCAUUAUUUUACCGUCACCCUUAUUGUUUAUUAUUUUCCCUUUUUUUUUUUUCUUUUUUUUUUUUAAAUUCUUUCUAAAUUGACUGGAAUUCCAGAGCAUGAAAUUUUUGCCAAGCUUUGUCGGAUCAGUUCUUUUGAAUAAACGAGUUCUUAAAUCAA